Oryzias latipes (Japanese medaka) is the source of this 5944-nucleotide messenger RNA. RefSeq names its product intersectin 2a (gene itsn2a). NCBI's taxonomy places the organism in Eukaryota, Metazoa, Chordata, Actinopteri, Beloniformes, Adrianichthyidae. Gene Ontology annotation, molecular function: guanyl-nucleotide exchange factor activity; protein binding; calcium ion binding. The record is from RefSeq and is a predicted model, not a curated record. Gene Ontology annotation, biological process: intracellular signal transduction; positive regulation of Rho protein signal transduction.
CCUCCCGCCGCUUCGCCAAACGCUGUGCAAUGUGACUCAUAUGGAUAUAUUCAAUACUGUCAUUUUAUUCGAUUUUAUUUUUCGUUCACCUAUUAGUUCAAGAUGUCUGAGACUUAGCCAGCUAAGCAGAGGACUUCCCUCUCAAGCCUUCCACCUGCAGCCAUGAAUGGUGAAGCCAGUGUGUGGGCCAUCACUCCCGAGGAGAGGGGGAAACAUGACAAACAGUUUGAUUCUCUCAGCCCCAUCCUCGGCUAUGUCUCAGGAGAGCAAGCGAGGAAAUUCUUUCUCCAGUCAGGCCUGCCUGCUUCUGUCCUGGCUGAGAUUUGGAAUUUAUCGGACUUGGACAGUGAUGGGAAGAUGGACAGGUUGGAGUUUUCCAUCGCUAUGAAACUUAUUAAGCAUAGGCUACAGGGGUGGAACUUGCCUUCUUCCUUGCCAACCAUCAUGAAACAACCUCCUAAUUCCAAUUCUAGUGGCCCUGUCCCCUCAGCACGAUUCGGAAUGGGAUCUAUGCCAAACCUGUCACUUAGUCUAUCAUCCAUGUCAACCAUGCCUAUCAUGCCCUCCCUAACUCCUAUCCCAGCUAACCCCCCUUUGCCCUCCAUGGUUCCACUGGUGCCAAUGCAAAUGACCCUGCCCCUUAACUCCUCCUUUGGAAACUCUGGGCUCUCCAAUGGCAAUGUUAGCCUCCUAACGCCACCUCCCAUUCCCAACAGUGCAGGCCCUCCUCUGUCUGGCUUCUCCUCUCCUAUGGCCUUCUCUCCAUCCACCGGCAUGUCAAAGGCCAACUCAUUGCUGGACCUGGGAUCAAGCAGCUCCAACUCCUCAUCCACCACAUCUCUGGCCAGCACCUCUCCAAAGAUGGGAGCAGGUGACUGGGCUGUCCCACAGGCCUCCAGGCUCAAGUACCGCCAACAGUUCAACACGCUGGACAAACUCAUGAGUGGCUACCUGUCAGGACCACAGGUUCGAAAUGCUCUGAUGGCAUCUAAUCUAACCCAGACUCAACUGGCUACUAUCUGGUAUCUGGCUGACGUGGAUAAGGACGGACAGCUGCGGGCUGAUGAGUUCAUUCUGGCCAUGCAUCUGGUGGACAUGGCUAAGACCGGAUACCCACUACCUCUAACUCUGCCUCAGGAUCUGGUGCCUCCUUCUCUCAGAGGAGGAAUCAAGCUGGUUGAGCUUGUUAACGGAACGGGACCCUGCACAACUCCUAGUUUAAUAGACACAGCAGAGACCGAACCCUCUCAAAAAGGCAAAAGCAAUGUGUCCUACGAGGACAAGCUGAAGGAGAACUUUGCCCGAGGCAGCGCCGAGCUGGAGAAACGGCGGCUAGCUCUUGAGGAGGAGCAGAGGAAGGAGCGGGAGAGGAGGGACAGGGAGGAGAAGAGGGCUCAGGAGCAAAGGGAGAGAGAGGCCAGGGAGCAGGAGAACCGGAGGAGGCUGGAGGAGGAGAGGCGGCUGGAGAGGCAAAGGGAGAUGGAGAGGCAGCGGGAGGAGGAGAGGCUGCGAGAGCUGGAGAGGAAAGAAGAGAUGGAGCGGCAGAGGAGAGAAGAAUACGAAAGAAGGAUGAAAGAGGAGCUGGCGCACAGGAAAGAGGGGGAGCGAGAGCAGAUCUCUCGACUCCGAGCGAAAAAAAGGAGUCUGGAGUUGGAGCUUGAGGCUGUGGGCAAAAAGCACAAACAGAUUUCCGACCGUCUCCGCGAUGCUCAGAGUAAGAGGCGGAUUCAGAAGGCGGAGGUGGACCUCGUCAAUCAGAAACGAGAUGGGCGCAUUGCUGAGAUAAACACGCUUCAGCUCGAGUUUGAGACCUGGCAACGGAAGCUGUCGGAGCUGGUACCAGAACAGCAGCGGUUGACGGAGAAGCUGAGAAAGAUGAGCCUCAACAAGCUGUCUCCCUUGACUUUGACAUCUCUGACCGGGAAUGUGACAGAGAAAAGCGUUAACUGCCGCCGGCUGAAGGACCAGCUGGACACGCUGGAGAAAGAAACGACGGACAAACUGACCCAGAUGGAGCAGUACAGCAAAGAGCUUAAGCUUGGGGAAAUAGAUGACUGUGUCCUGCGAGGCCUUCUGUCCCUGCUGGCCUGCCUCAGCCAGCUCUUCCUUCUUAUCAAGGAGCUGAGGGAGAAACAGGUGAAACAGCAGGCUGUCCUGGAUGACCUGUACAGAGUCAAGGAGGAAAAACUGAAAGAGCUGCAGAGGCACAGACAGGAGGAGCGAGAAAGGAGGAGGAGAGAGGAGGAGGAGGCAACCAGACAGAAGAAGCUGGAGCAGGAGAGGAGAGAGCAGGAGCAGAGAGAAAAAGAAAAAAAGGAGAGAGAAGAAGAGGAGGAACGGCAGAGGAGGCUCCUGAAGGAGCAGUGGGCUAGGCAGAGAGAGGAAGAGGAGAGAGAAGCACAAGCUCGCCUCCGGGCUGCCCAGGAGAAAGCACAGGAAGAGGAGCAACAGAGGAGGGAAGAGGAAAGAAGAAGGAGAGAGGAGGAGGAGGAGAGGCAGAAAAGAGAACAGGAAGAGGAAAGGAGGAGAAAGGAGGUGGAGGAGAGGCAGAGAAGGGAAGAGGAGGAGCGGAAGAAGAGAGAAGAGGAAGAAGGGAGGAAACUGAAGGAGUUGGAGGUGAUGAAGAAGAAGGAACUGGAAAGAGGAGGACAGCUGACAACAUACAAAGCUUUGUAUUCAUUUGUUGCCCGCAACGCAGAUGAGCUUAGUAUAGAUGCAAACUGCCUCAUCCAGGUGAAUGAGCUCACUGUGGGCGAGCCUGGCUGGUUGUGUGGGACGUACUGUGGAAAGAGGGGCUGGUUCCCCCAGAGUUACGCAGAGAAAUGUCCCACCUUCCUCACCUCCGAAGCUGCUGCUCCUGCUGCUGGAAAGAAAUCCUGUCUUCAACCAAACACAAAAGAUCCAGCUGUGGAGAAAGCAGACAAUAACACUGCUCUUGUAAAUUCAGAUCCUUCACAGUGUUCGGUCACUCUGCUCGCCAGGGCCAUCUCUUCGUGGUCAGCCACCUCAGGUGGUCACCCAGACUCCCCACCUGAGGUGGGCGGAGUGCUGUUGAGCCUCUCGCAGGAUGACAUCAUCACUGUGCUGCAGCAGAGGGAUGAGUGGUGGCUGGGGCAGCUCAACGGCACGCAGGGAUGGUUCCCCAGAAGUUACGUCACUCUGGAGAUGGACGGCAGUGGAGAGGCGGAUGGAACUGACUCAUCCGACUCCGCUCAGCUGGAAGAAUAUGUGGCCUUGUACACAUAUGAGAGCCCAGAGGCAGGGGACCUAACAUUUGCCGAGGGAGAUGUUGUCAUGGUGACGGACAGAGAGGGGGAGUGGUGGCGAGGAUGCAUCGGGGACAAGACAGGAGUGUUUCCCUCCAACUACGUCCGCCCAAUUGAGCCGGAGGCAUCAAGGCUUGGGGCUUCUGCCAAAAAACCUGAAAUCGCACAGUCUGUCGUCACCGCUGAGGCCCCAGCACCACAUCAGCUUCUUUUAUCUCCAGGACAACUGAUUGUCAUCUGUGCAAAGAACUCCACCGGCUGGUGGCUUGGGGAACUGCAGGCUCGUGGGAAGAAGCCACAGAGAGGAUGGUUUCACUCCUCCCAUGUUAAGCUGCUGGGGCCCUCCAGCACCAAGUCAUCCCCUUCUCCUCUGCCAGUUUGCCAAGUUAUUGCAAUGUACGACUAUACCGCCGCCAAUCAGGACGAGCUGAGCUUUUCCAAGGGUCAGCUGAUCAACAUCCUCGACAAGACCAACCCUGACUGGUGGAAAGGAGAGGUCAACGGGGUCACCGGCCUUCUCCCCACCAACUACAUCAAGAUGACGACAGAAUCGGACCCCAGCCAGCAAUGGUGUGCAGACCUGAUGACUCUGGACACCAUGACCCCUCAAGAGAGGAAGCGGCAGGGUUACAUUCAUGAGCUCAUUCAGACAGAGGAAACCUACGUGGAGGAUCUGGAACUGGUUUUGGAGGUGUUCCACAAGCCCAUGUCUGAGUCUGGGCGCUUGACGGAAGCAGAGAUGGCCACCAUCUUUGUUAACUGGAGGAAGCUUAUUAUGUGCAACCAUAAAUUUCUCAAAGCCUUGCGGGCACGCAAAAAGACCGGAGGGGAGAACAUGCCCAUUCAGCUGAUAGGAGACGUGCUGGCGUCGGAGCUCGCGCAGAUGCAUCCUUACAUCUGCUUCUGCUCCGGCCAACUCAAUGCUGCUGCACUGCUUCAAAGCAAAACCAACAACCAGCCUGACUUCAAAGACUUCCUACGAAAGAUAGCCACUAACUACCGCUGCAAAGGAAUGCCACUGUCCAGCUUCCUCCUCAAGCCCAUGCAACGAAUCACUCGCUACCCUCUGCUGAUAAAAAAUAUCUUGGAGAACACCCCAGAAAGCCACGCAGACCACGGACCCCUGCGGGAAGCUCUGGAGCGGGCUGAGGAGCUGUGCUUUCAGGUGAACGAGGGGGUCAGAGAGAAGGAGAACUCGGACCGACUGGAGUGGAUGCAGAGCCACAUCCAGUGUGAAGGGCCUAUUGAGAAUUUGGUCUUUAACUCUUUAACUAACUGCCUGGGGCCACGCAAGCUGCUCCACAGCGGUCGACUUUACAAAACAAAAGGCACCCGAGAGCUUUGGGCUUUCCUCUUCAACGACUUCCUCCUCCUCACCCACAGUACCAAACAUUUCUCUUUCUCGGGAUCGGACAAAUUGUUCAGCCCCAAAACCAGUGCUCAGCUCAAGAUGUACAAAACGCCAUUGUUUCUGAACGAAGUUCUAGUGAAAAUGCCUCCGGAUCCAUCCAGCGACGAGCCGGUCUUCCACGUCUCGCACAUCGAUCGCGUCUACACGCUCAAAACCGAAACUCUGAGUGAGAGGGCAACGUGGGUGCAGAAAAUAAAAGCAGCAUCUGAACAUUUUAUAGAGACAGAAAAGAAAAAGAGAGAGAAAGCAUACCAAGCCCGCUCCCUGAAGACGAGUGGAAUCGGUCGACUGCUGGUCACCAUCAUUGAAGCUCAGGAGCUCAAAGCUUGUAAACCAAAUGGCAAGAGUAAUCCCUACUGUGAGCUGACGAUGGGGGCUCAGUGCUACACAUCCCGUCCGGCCAGUGAUACCCCGAACCCAAAGUGGAACUUCAGCUGCCAGUUUUUCAUCAACGACCUCUACCAGGAUGUCCUGUGUAUCACUGUGUUUGAAAAAGAUCAGUUCUCUCCAGACGAUUUUCUAGGUCGCACUGAGGUUCCCGUGGCAACCAUAAAGAAAGACAUGGAGACCAAAGGAGCAGCAAACCGCCGCCUGCUGCUGCACGAAGUCCCCACAGGAGAAGUGUGGGUCAAACUUGACCUGCAGCUUUACGAGCCAAGCAGAUGAGCAACGUUGCUGUUCACACCAAUCUUAGUUCAAAACAAUGGCAGUCCAACAUCUAUAAGCACAUCAGUCACUGUUUCAGACGCAGGGAAUCGUCAGAUGAACUCAAAAAACUACAUUUCAGACCUUAAAGCAUGGUGGCGUUAGCAUCAUGUUGUCUUUUUAACACUGUUGGACCUUUUGAUGACAUUUUAGGCUUUAGUACAUCAGAGUACCUAAAGAUUUUAUGUUGCUUGUUUAUGCAAACUGCUAUCACUGUGCAAAUCUUUUAUGAAAUAAAAAUGUAAGACGUGCCUAUGCAAUCUCUUGCACAAUAUGACAUAAAAAUUUUAGGGAUUUUUGAAUUCGAAUUUUUUUUUUUUUUUUUUUUUUUUGGACCUCAGGCCAGAUAUUAUGCUAAGAAGACUGCUAAAAUGUUCCACUUCAUCACUGGAUUUCUUUUACUUUAAAGCUUGAGAUGUGUGUGAAAAAGGAAGAGAUGUAAAGAUUUUGCUAUACAGCUAAUGAAGGAAAAUGUGUCGGAAUGUCUGUAAACUUUGCACAUUGACUUUGUGGUGUAACCACAAGGUUUCAUAACAAAUAAAAAAAUAAUGAAAUAAAUUAA